AUGUUAACCAAAAUAUUUACACCUAAACAAUUUAUGUUGGUUUCAGAAACUAAAUUAUACUAAUAAAGCAAUUAGAUCAAUCAAUUUACUUUCUAACAUCACUUAUCCAAAUAUUCCAAUUAAUAAACAUGUUUAAAUUAUAAUAGUCGAUAUUAAUUUUGGAAGUUUUCUUCAAAUUAAAAUACAUAUUAAGAAAGAUCUACUUCAAAUUCUAAUUAAGAAUUACAAAAAACAUCAAAAGCUGAUACUAAACUAUCAGAAAUGUCAUUUUUCAAUUUUUUUAAUAAAAGCAAAAGCAAUAUUGAAGAAAAAUAGAAACAAAUAAAAAGCAAAAAUUAUUUAGAGCAAAUGAAGAAUUCCUAAUUAAAUUAUUUGCUUUAAGAAUAAGUUUCUAAAUUAAAGGAUGUUGGGAAAGCAUCCUAUAAAUAUUUUUUAAUAGGAAUAUUUGUUUUAGGUUUUGCUUAUUCGAUACCAAAAUCAAUCUCAACCUUUCUUGCCACAAAAAUGGCAAUUUCAACUCAAUUAUCUAUAGAAAACCUAAAGAAAGAGAAUGAAUUGCUAAAAAGCAAAUUGGAACUAGUAAAAAAUAAAAUAGAAGCUGAAAGUACAAAAAUUAAUGAUUUGAAAUAGAAUAAUAUAUAGUGA
Molecule: messenger RNA, 645 nt
Organism: Paramecium octaurelia
Lineage: Eukaryota; Ciliophora; Oligohymenophorea; Peniculida; Parameciidae
Source: the annotation of a GenBank genome assembly